This is a messenger RNA of Penaeus indicus, 534 nucleotides long. RefSeq names its product calcium-activated potassium channel slowpoke-like. The record is from RefSeq and is a predicted model, not a curated record. Bases 154 to 534 code for a protein of 126 amino acids. Lineage: Eukaryota; Metazoa; Arthropoda; Malacostraca; Decapoda; Penaeidae. The transcript has 2 exons.
UGAUGGCACUGGAGGCCACAGUUACGUUGGCUGUCCCGAGAGGAACUCACCCUUUCACAUACCUGACGAUGUGAUAGACAAUAUACUUUUCCGUUUUUUGAUGCAACUCUUGCAUUAUCUGACUGCGAGGCAGAGUGACAUGAAGUGUUAACGAUGUCUGACGACACGGGUCCAACCCAAAUCUCAGAUGAGGAGUGUCUAAAAGAACGAAAAUGGUGGUACUUCUUGCUGUCGAGUAUCUUCACGUUCUUAGCGGGGAUCUUCAUAGUUCUGAUAUGGCGGGCCUUCUCCUUCCUCUGCUGCCGGAACCGGGACUCCUCGGAGUACCAAAAGCAGCAGGAAAAGGAGAAACUGCUAGCACAGCAGCAGGGACAACCCCCUGGCCAGCCCAAACCCAAGAACCUGAUGGAAGGGAACUUCGUCACAGAAGCCAAGGACUGGGCGGGGGAGCUCAUCUCGGGCCAGACCACAACAGGCAGAAUCCUGUGCGUGGGGGAAGUGGACGAGGCAGAGCUCUUAAGUCCAGCGCAGUAG